GAAUAUAAAGUGCGCUCAGUCCUGAAAACAGUUUGUCACAAACUAUUUUUCUUCAUACAAAUUUAUUAGUGUGCUCCUGCAAAACGGCUGAUAACUAAAACCAGUAUGGCUCUCUUUCUCCGGGUUACGGUGAUGGUCCUGGCUGUGAUUGGGCUGACCAGGGCUGGAUGUCCACCGCUAUGGACUGAAUAUCGUAACAACUGCUACCGUUUAAUGGGUCAUGAAAAGUCGUGGACCGAUGCCGAAAACCACUGCCGGCAGUUCUUUACCAUCAGCGGACAGGGUCAUCUUGCAUCCGUGCACAGCUCUGACGAAGCGGAUUUCCUGCUCCAGUAUUCGACAUCUUCAUUGACCUCUGCCUUGGACAAACAAGUUUGGCUUGGGAUGUCCGACCAAUCAAAUGAAGGCACUUUCAGCUGGAGUGACGGCACAGCGUUCGACUACGAGGAAUGGCUUCCUGGACAACCGGAUAAUGCAGGCUCAAAUGAAGAUUGCGGUGAAAUUGUGCCCCAUCGAAUGGGCUGGAAUGAUGGCCGCUGCUCCGAUCACCAAUCACACGUCUGCAAGAUGCCAAUGCCAACUGUUCUUUGAAUACAAACCGAUGAAAGCAAACAUGCAGCCUCCAUAACAUUUCAUCUAGAGAAAACAAAAAUCACUUAUUCGCCGGGGACAUGACUGAAUUCAGAGUUGUACAAAGUUGAUUUCAGCUCUACCCAGAAUGGUUAUUGAAUCGUCCCACAAAUUCAAUGAGCCGAAGCAUUGAUCAACUCAACAAAGUAACUCAUCCACAACAGUAACUCAAUAGAGUCACUCAAAACAGUUAAUCGUCAGUGUCACCCACAAAAGUUUCUCGCCAGAGUCACUCACAACAGUCACUCGCCAGAGUCACUUACAACAGUUACUCACCAGAGUCACCUGGCACCCACAACAGUUACUCGUCAGAGUCACUCACAACAAUCACUCAUCGGAGUCACUCACAACAGUUACCCAGCAGAGUCACUUACAACAGUUACUCGCCAGAGUCACUCACAACAGUUACUCGCCAGAAUCACUCACAACAGUUACUCGCCAGAGUCACUAACAUCAGUUACUCGUCAGAGUCACUCACAACAAUUACUCAUCGGAGUCACUCACAACAGUUACUCGCCAGACUCACUCACAACAGUUCAUCGCCAGUCAAUCACAACAGUUAGUCGCCAGAGUCAGCCACAGCAGAUACCAGAGUCACUCACAACAGUCACUCGCCAGAGUCACUCACAACAGUUACUCAUCGGAGUCACUCACAACAGUUACUCGCCAGACUUAAUCAUAACAGUUACUCGCCAGAGUCACUCACAACAGUCACUCGCCAGAGUCACUCACAACAGUUACUCAUCGGAGUCACUCACAACAGUUACUCGCCAGACUUAAUCAUAACAGUUACUCGCCAGAGUCACUCACAACAGUUACUCGCCAGACUUAAUCACAACAGUUUCUCACCAGAGUCACUCAAUUGCAUUACAAAGAAUUUUUUCCGAAUAAUUAUGGCUAAUAUUACUCAGAGCACUAUGCAUUAAAAACAUAGAGGCUAAAAUGUCGAUUAUUUGGACAACAAAAAUGCUUGCAAUUUUAAUCAUUAUUUUGCUUUUUAGUUUUUAGCUGAGCCAACCAUUGUUUUCGAAGAGUUAGAUUAGUUUAAUUCUUUAACUUUGAAUAAUUUUGUAUAUAAAAGCACACCAUACAAUUUACAUGCAAACGACAAUUUAAUGCUUAGUCAUCGAAUUCGGAAGGUAACUAUUUAGAGAAAUUUUCACCAUUAACAGAAAUUUAGUUUUGAGGGGAUUUUAUCAAAUCGACAUUGAUCAAUCGAUUGUUAAGGCAAAGUUUGGGUUUAUGGAACCAUAUUUCCAUCGUUUAAUUUAAUAAUGUAAUUAAAUACAAUACCACUAAA
Messenger RNA from Asterias rubens (European starfish), 1930 nucleotides. Its product is annotated as echinoidin-like. The record is from RefSeq and is a predicted model, not a curated record. Lineage: Eukaryota; Metazoa; Echinodermata; Asteroidea; Forcipulatida; Asteriidae. Gene Ontology annotation, molecular function: signaling receptor activity. The transcript has a single exon. The coding region runs from base 106 to 591 and encodes 161 amino acids.